UUUUUAUUAUUAACAACAAUUAUAUUAUUUGCCACUUUUUAUUUAGAGGUUGUAAGAAUGCUGAAGUAUUUUGGGGCUUCAUGAUGUCUUUUGGGGGGAAAUGCUGUACCUACAGGGGUACACGAAAGGGUUUCAAAAGGAUAUAUGGCAGAAUUUAGGCUGGAUAACCUUCCAAUUAACCUUCCAAGAAGAGGUACACCAUUAAGUCUAAACUUUCAAAAGGAGCAUAUGGUUAUUUUAAGUUUGGGAAACACUGCAUUAGCAACAACAACAACAAAUUUGUACCACACCCAUCUGACUGGGUUGCCAUAGUAAGGCAGGUAUUCAGCCACAGCCCCUAAAAUCUCAGGAAUUAAAAAUGCCCCAGGAAUACUGAGUAGAUUGAUUAAAAAUAUAAAAUGAAAACAGGUGAUACUUCUCUAUAUGUUCAAAAUGCAGUAACAUAGAAUAAAAAGGAAACUAGGCUUGAGAGCCUCGUGUGGAGUAGCAGAAUGUUUAUUUAAAAUAUUUUUUUAAAGCUCUUCAAUGGGUUCCAGAGUUGUGUUUAAUAGAUUUCUAGAUAAAAAUAUUAAGAGUAUUUGUAGUCCACCAAGGGGUUUUACAUUCUUCAAGUAAGAGUGCAUAUUGGGUGCAUUUGGAAGGCAUAACUAAUACUCUGGGAAGAGAGUUCUUGCCAUUUAACAACAAUAAUGCAUUGCUUAGUAUUCAGUGCAAGAAUUGUGAUCUAUCCUUUUCACGCCCCAGUAAACAAAUGGUAAUAGCCUUUUAUAUCAAGGUUGUUUGGUGCCACAGUUUAUUUUCUUCGGGACUUAAGUGUAUAUCUAAUAACAGGAUAUGAUGAUGUGGGCUUCAAUCAACAAAAAGUCCACCUUUGAUAAAAGAAAUCGAGUCUGUAAGGUUCCUCCAUUUUGUGGUUUCCUCUCAAGUGACUGUAGCCUAGAAGAUGGCGACAGGCAGCAGUAACAGCCAUGGUUGUGAUCCAGCUUCAUGCUCUGAAGUAGAGCAACCACUGCCAGGCCAAAUUCCCGAAACGGAACAGUCACGGGAUGCUGCUUCCUGCCUUAACGCUGCAGAAUGGAUGCUGAAACGUUAUGGCACAUUCAUACCUGGAACAUCAGGCAGUUCCUCAGGCUCUUGGAAGGUUUUGGAAUCAAACAAGGAAUCCGGCUUCCUUGUUCUUACCAUAGUUAUUUCCGGCCAUUUCUUCAUUUCCAGAGGAAAGGAAGUAAUGGAAGGUUUUUCAUUAAUUGAUGCUUCUCAAUGGCUGAAGAUAGUUAGAAAUGCAGAUUGCAUUUUGUUUGGUUCAAAAACAAAGAGCAAACACCGUAUGUUUCGUGUUCAGUUUAUUGGAGACUCCAAAACACAGGCAGAGGAGAACUGCAAUAACUGUGUGCAGAAGCUUGCUGAUUAUGUUCCCGUUCAAGUAAUGGAUGCAGCAAGACAGGAAUUGCAACCAGUUCACAGCCUGCUGCUAGAUAAUGAGCGUCAGAUGAAAGAUGCUGAGCAAAAUUCACCAGUGGAGCACAUUAUUGUAAAUCAACCUCCAGCACAAGAAAGAGCAUCUGUAGCAGAGCUAGCACAGUAUGUGUUGACAUCAAACAUAGAGCUUCCUCUUGCAUAUCAACACUCCCAGUGGAACGCUGAAGAUCUAGGCAGUUUCAUUCGAUUGUGUCUCUUGGAUCAGAGCUUCCCAGCAUUUGUGCAAGAAGUGGAGAACCAGUUGAAAAAAAUUACAGAUGAGUAGGAAGCAAAGCAAUAAAUUAAAAUGUAUUACAAUGAGAUAAAUUCAAUAUAGAUAACUGAGAAAGAGUACCAUAGCUAGUGGUUUUAUUUUUUAAAAAGGUUAUCCAUUUAUUACACUUCAGAAAAUACACACAGGUUUUAGAGGUAUGCAUAAAACAACAUAACUUUAAAUUGCCAUGAAAAAAAUUGCUUUUUGUUAUUGUGGCUGAAAGGACAUUAACCCAAAAGGGUCUUUUAUAAGAAUGUAAAAUCUUAAUGGAGAAAUCCUGCCUCUACCACAGUGUCAGGGACCUGGGUCCCUCAGCUUCACUUGUCUGAAGUAGCUGUGUAUUGUUUCUUUAAGUUCUUUGCUGCCGCCGGUUCCCUCGGAAGGCUUCAAAACCUCAUUGUAAAGGGGUUUAUUAGGCUUGGUCAUGAGAUGGACUGCACCACAAGAGACAGGAUAAAAACUGGGGUUAUUAAGGGGAUUAUAUCUACAUAAGGGGCACCCACACCACAGUUAGGACCCAUCACACCAAAAAUUGAGCAAAGUCAUAUUUCAGUCAAACACCUUGUUUCAGAAUGGGUGCUCUGCAUCCAAAUGUAGAUGAAGAUCACCACCUCCCACACAGGAACCCUCAUGUUGAGUUGAGAUCAACGGAAUUGAAAUCUACAUUAAAGUCUCUCUCAAUGGACAGUAUUGCUAGAUUACUCAGUCUUUCUUGGCUCAUUGUAGAUCUCUGAUAUGUUUUAAUUAGUUUAAGUUUUGAGAAACUUCUUUCACAACUCGCUGUAGAAACAGUGAUAGUAAGAAAGAUUCUUAAUGUGACAACAAAGUUAGUUAAACUUUCUUGCAGCUUCCACUUAUACACCCAGCGAAGCAAAUCUAAAGCUGAACAGUUUGCAACCUGCUCAUCAGGAUUGACCUCCUUAUACAAGAUAAUGUGGUGCUGAAGUCGAGUUAUUUCGGUGAGCAUAGAUGCAGCAUUCA
This is a messenger RNA of Podarcis muralis (Common wall lizard), 2713 nucleotides long. NCBI's taxonomy places the organism in Eukaryota, Metazoa, Chordata, Lepidosauria, Squamata, Lacertidae. The record is from RefSeq and is a predicted model, not a curated record.